AUGAGGCGCGCGCGAAGUGUCACGGGGCCCUUGCGGCGAGCCCACCCUGCCUCGGGGGCCACCUGGAACGUCCAGGUGGUACGAGGUAAAAUGAGCUCGAAGUGCUUGUGGCACGCGUGCCGAGCACUCUCUGCUGGUUUGCUGUUAAUGCUGUUGGGAGCAGCCAUGGCAGUCAUAGGUUAUUACGCCGACACACUGUCAGUUGCAGAAGAGGUGCGCGGUAACUCCACAAUAUCAGUCAAAGACGAGGCGCGGGGCUUUCAUCUAAACAAUCUGUCAUACGCCGGUCCUAUCGUUAUGGGUUUCGGAGGUUUUAUCGUAGUAGCAGCUUGCGUGAUGACGUUCGAAGCUCGUGACAGCGCCGCGAAAGUGACGCCAGCGAGGCCGCAAACACUACCUCGUCCAUUGCCUCGGCGAGGACCAUGUGCAGCGCCCGCGCGUCUCGACCAGCUCGGAGUAUAUCGGCUGCCACAUGUUCUACCACUGCCGCACGCACUGCCGCUCGCGCCCCCGCAUCGGAUAAGACCACCACACGUGUGUCUAAGAAUCGGGGGAGAGAAGACAAGGGAACGUGCGCGGUUUGGCUCCGCUCCGGACUUACGGAGUGGAAGCGCGCGCGCUCCGUUGCCUAUCUCUGCGCUUCGCCGUCCGCUCCGCCGCUAUGCACUCUCCGUAGACGAACCUCCUCAUUCCGCGGUCAGUGCAAGUGCAGCAGAGUCAGAAUGCGGUUCCCAGUCAUCUCUGGCUUUAGAUUUGCACGUGAGUGGCGCAUGCACAGGCGUCACUCUUCGAGUGCGGGACAACACGCGACGUCGCCCCCUGGCACGUCAACAAAGACUUGUCGAGGACAUGAUGCAUCCAACACCAGGUCAAAGCGUCAGCAAUGUAAAUAAUGUAGAAGAAACAAUCCCAAGGUAA
Molecule: messenger RNA, 918 nt
Organism: Pararge aegeria (speckled wood butterfly)
Lineage: Eukaryota; Metazoa; Arthropoda; Insecta; Lepidoptera; Nymphalidae
Exons: 7
Coding region: 1-918 (305 amino acids)
Source: RefSeq, a predicted model, not a curated record